ACCCAUUCGGAGCAAACGCUAGUCUCGAUACAAGACGCUCCCUUUCUAUUUCCGUGACGACGUGGCGACUACAGCGCAAUUUUUAGCAACAGCUACCAUACAACAUGGCAACCAAACUAGUCCAAUGGCUCACAGUCUUUUUUCUUGUUGCCAGUAUUUGGAGUGCCCUGUUGUUUGACCUCAUCCCAAUUCGGUUGGAUGAUACAUUAAAAGAAGUCAUAUGGCCGUUCCCAGCGUAUUUUCUUGUAGUAUUUGGGUGCUUUUCCCUUGGAACCAUUGGAUAUCGAGUUGCUACUUUUAAUGAUUGCGAAGAUGCCGUAGUUUCACUUAAAGAGGAACUCGAAGAAGCAAGGAAAGAUCUGGCCAGCAAAGGAUUUACAUUCUCAUGACACGGUGGAAUGUAUAGACUCUAGAAAUAAUUGAAACAUCUCAACAGCCGUAUUUACUUUAUAAAGCAAUUGAUUUAAACCUAAAUAUGAUAAUUGCCACUGUGUCACUGAUACUCUUGUGUUUGUACUCCAGUUUUCAUUCCAUGCUUUUGGCUGUAAAUUUGUAAUGGUUGGAAAUCAUGAAUACAGAAUGGUCUUUAUAUUCAAACUCAUCAGGAGAUAUGUGCACCAAGUAUCAGGAACCCAUCAAGUUGCUGGCGGCAACAAGAGGAAUGAUUGCCCAGAGGAUUUAAUAUGAUGGUAUCCACAAGUGGAAGUUUGCUCAGUGUAGUUUGCUUCAUUAUAGCAAGUUUAGCAAGCAAGCCUUCAAUGAUCAUCUGUUUAUUUAUUUGGAUAGAUUAGGCCGUACUAUGAUCUCAUACUAAAGGGAAAUCCAACCUUAAUAACAAACUGAUAUAAUAGAAAGCAGAUAAACCACAGAAGCACACUGGUGAAAGUUUGAAAUGAAAUUGGACAUAAGAUAAGAAAGUUGUGAAUUGUAUUAUUUAAUAUUUAUAUGUUGUGUAGUGCCCAAAAGGAGAAAUUUUAUUUUUGUAAACAACAAUGGGAGAUUGAUCCAUACAAAUGUCACAAUAUAGUGCCCAAAUUGCCAAUUUUAGAUUCGUAUACAUACAGUGACCUAAUGAUUCACACUUGUAUAACUUUCUUAUUAGCAUAUUUGUUUCAUAUAUGAAUAUUUAUGUGGGGAAGGGGUUUGUCUUGUUAUUUCUCUUUAUAUAAGCCUCAAUCUUGCUAUAGUUGCACUAUAGUUGGUGAGGAGCCUGCUUGCUUUAAACCAGGGCCCGUCUUAUAAAGAGUUGAGAUUGAUCAUUCUCAAGACCUCCAAUCAAUUGCAAGUUCACAGUCUCCUAUCUCUUCUGUACAUAACUAAUGAUAAAACUAUACAUCUCAGACAUUCACCAAAAGUCUCAAAUUCACAGACAUCCCAUUGACAUUCAAUAGGAUUUCUAAGAACUUAAACAAUGGUUUCAUAAAACAUGGCCCUGUUGUGUUCAUGCCGUUCUGCUUGUUUGUACUGCUUGUGUCAUUUUAACUGUACCGGUAAUUGCUAUUAGAUUUAUGCCAAAGUGGUUUCUAGAAAGAUAUGACAUAUACUGUAUAUUAAUGGUAAUAGAAUUUCUUCCAUAUUUGUCUGUAUAAUGUGCUUCUUUUUAGGGUUGCCGAAUCAUCUUUUGUGUGUAUAUAAACCGACUUGUAUUUCAAACUGUAGGUCAAAAUAAAACUGACUAGAAUUACAAAUAAAUAUGGA
Molecule: messenger RNA, 1698 nt
Organism: Strongylocentrotus purpuratus (purple sea urchin)
Lineage: Eukaryota; Metazoa; Echinodermata; Echinoidea; Camarodonta; Strongylocentrotidae
Product: dolichol-phosphate mannosyltransferase subunit 3-like
Exons: 5
Coding region: 105-389 (94 amino acids)
Biological process (GO): GPI anchor biosynthetic process
Cellular component (GO): endoplasmic reticulum membrane; dolichol-phosphate-mannose synthase complex
Source: RefSeq, a predicted model, not a curated record